AUGCCACGUCAAACCAAUGCCGUGUCCUGUUCGAUACCCAGACAUCACAACGAAAUGAAGGCCAUUCGAGUUGGAAGCCAGUUGCCCAUGUUCAUCGGCUACAAGGUCAUCUGUAAGCUUUUGUUUUGCAUGCUGCGUUAUGCAACUUCGUCCACGGUAGAAACACCAUUUGCAACAAGUUCACAGUUGUACUCCCAUCAAGUGCCUCCCUCCACCUUUCAGGAACUGUCGAUCAAAGAAGCGAUGGAGCUUCUACCGCCUGAUGCAUUGAAUGCCGUUGUUCAAGCUUUUGGACCAGCCAACGACUCUUCGUUCUUUCCGAUGCGAGCAUUCAACCACAGCAACGAUGUUCAUUUGCCUGUUCUGCAAAAGCGAAAUCUGAGAAUUCCUGAUUUCCAGUGUUGGGAACAUGAUCCGCCAUUGCAAGUCAGUCGUGCGUGGUGCGUUCCCGUCCGGCCGCGAGAUUACAUUUUAGAGUGCGUUGGGGAUGGGGUGGGGAUACGCCGUGACUCAUGCUUCCAAGGCGAAGUAUGCAUCGAGAACCACGACCCGGACAUGGAGAAUAAUCAGGGGAUCGCAUGUCUGUCGAAUUCUGGCGAAGUGGAAGACGCGAGAGAUGAUGAAGAUAUCACCGCAAAACACUCCACUACGCAUUACAUGAAGCACCAGCAACGUGUCGAGGGAUCAAGUACGCAAAGUGUGAGUAUAAGGACAAAAGGCAGGAAAUCAUCAGCUCCGAGCCGAACGCGACAUGCAGUCUUGACUGCUUUCCUUACGACUAACGAAGCAGCCUAUCACAAACCUGUCGAAGUCUCCCAGCAGCAGUGGCUUGUGUUGCCUGGAGUGCAGCCGAUCACAUGCAAACUCGAGGAGACUGGCGAAAAGCUUUGCGAAACAGAUUUGAGCAGCACAUCCAAGGAUAAGUUUCAUUGUACGUCCACCAAGUUGCACGACAUCGAGCCAAAUUCGUUGAUUGGCUGCACUUUUGAACUUGCAGCCACUCAGAUUGCCAUCUUUGUUUCCGUCCUUGUUUGGCGUGACCCAGUUUCGAAGACAUUGGUAGGAUGA
Protomyces lactucae-debilis is the source of this 1068-nucleotide messenger RNA. RefSeq lists its product as uncharacterized. The record is from RefSeq and is a predicted model, not a curated record. NCBI's taxonomy places the organism in Eukaryota, Fungi, Ascomycota, Taphrinomycetes, Taphrinales, Protomycetaceae. Bases 1 to 1068 code for a protein of 355 amino acids. The transcript has 3 exons.